UGACACACGUAGAUAUAAAUACGAAUGCACGUUGCCUCAAAGGCGAGUAUUACCAUCAUUUUGAAGAUAUGUACUUUAAACUAGUUCUGGCUUCUGUUGUCUUCCUGUGUAUAGGUUUUGCCUCAGGUUUUACCAAAAACACUUGCUUCCAAUGCUUUGGUACGACCGAUAUGUACCCUCAACACAUUGACAACUGUCGUAAGUUUAUUAAUAUUACCGAAACUUCCGUUUGUUCGCCACCUGGCUAUUGCCUAUUUUAUGUUUCAACUUAUCAGCAACACCAGCAGCAGAUUACUAAAGUGGCGAGAGUCUGUGAUUCACAUGAUUGUGAUUUCUUCAAGAAAGGAAAAGAAAAAUUCUUACACUGUUCGCAGUGCGAAGGCAACUAUUGCAAUACUGACACCUAUUGAUCAAUAAGACCACGCCUCUAUAAGGAUUGCAAACAUUUCUCUGCGCACUACUAUCACUAAUUAUGCUAUUGUUCUUUAAUAUGUUCGUUCAUUUCAAUGACAUUAUCCUCUAAACUACAAAAUGUAAUAAUUCUGUUAGAAAUAAGAUUAUCGAUAGACAGAUCAGUAUACCUGUCACAAGAAGCAACC
This is a messenger RNA of Photinus pyralis (common eastern firefly), 599 nucleotides long. RefSeq lists its product as uncharacterized. The transcript has 3 exons. The record is from RefSeq and is a predicted model, not a curated record. Lineage: Eukaryota; Metazoa; Arthropoda; Insecta; Coleoptera; Lampyridae. The coding region runs from base 69 to 410 and encodes 113 amino acids.